ACGAGUAGAAGAAGGAUAUAGUCAUAGAGUCACAGAAGAGGCGGCGAGUGUUGGGUUGAGAAUCCUAUCUUGUUCGUCUUUCUCGUCUUCUUUCUUUUCUUUUGUUUUUCUUGUGGAUGUGAAACAGAAUCUAUGACGAGUCAAUCGGCGAAGAACCUAUUGGUUUUGUUGGGGCUGGGUUUAGCUGGAAUAGUUCUAAUCACCAGAAAGCUCAAGAAGUCUGUCAGAAAGGAUUUGGGGGCUUUCAUUGAGAAGCUUCAGCUGCUUCCUCCUCCCCAGCCUGCUCCUCCCAAGGCUCCCCAUCCCCUCACCGCACUCACCUUCGCACUUUCCGACCUAUUUGACAUCGAAGGACACGUGUCGACUUUCGGGCAUCCGGAGUGGGCUCGGACUCACGAACCCGCUUCUUCCACUGCUCCUGCUGUUUCCGCUCUCGUCGAAGGAGGUGCUACCUGCGUUGCAACUACCGUUCUCGAUGACUUAGCUCUAGGUAUUGGCGGUGAAAAUAAGCAUUAUGGAACGCCCACCAACCCUGCUGUUCCUGCUCGAGUACCUGGUGGCUCCUCUAGUGGUGCUGCUGUCGCCGUUGCUGCCGAUUUCGUUGACUUUGCACUGGGUAUUGAUACAGUUGGCGGGGUUAGAGUACCUGCUGGAUUUUGUGGCAUUCUAGGAUUUCGACCUUCACAUGGUGCUGUUUCUCAUUUGGGAAUCAUACCUAUUUCAACAAGUCUGGACACUGUUGGUUGGUUUGCAAAGGAUCCCAAUAUAUUGCGUCGAGUUGGCCAUAUACUUUUACAAGCACCAUUUGCAAUGCAACGCAGUCCUCGGCAAAUAGUUAUAGCUGAUGAUUGUUUUCAGCAUAUAAAUGUUCCUCUUGACAGGAGUUCUCAAGUGGUGGUCAAAACCACUGAGAAGCUUUUUGGAAGGCAAGUAUUGAAGCAUAUAAAUCUUGGGGACUAUUUAAGUUCUAGAGUUCCAAGCUUGAAGGGGUGCUCUGGACAGAAAACAAAUGGUGAAGUGAAAGCUUCCGCAUUAAAAUUACUUGCCAACAUUAUGCAAUCCCUACAAAGGCAUGAAUUCAGACUUAAACAUGAUGAGUGGAUGAACACAGUAAAACCUGAACUUCAUCCUGGUGUUUCGGCACAAUUGCAUGAAAAAUUCGAGGUAUCUGAUGCAGAGAUUGAAAACUCUAAAUCUGUUAGAAGUGAGAUGUGUGCUGCUGUAAAUUCACUUUUGAAGGACGAAGGAAUUUUGGUUAUCCCCACUGUAGCUGAUCCUCCUCCAAAAUUAGGUGGGAAGGAGAUCCUAUCAGAGGAUUAUCAGAGUCGUGCAUUUAGUCUGUUAAGUAUUGCUAGCAUAUCAGGUUGUUGUCAGGUCUCAAUACCAUUAGGAUUUUAUGACAAGUAUCCUGUUUCGGUGUCCUUGAUAGCUAGGCAUGGUGGUGAUCGAUUUUUACUUGACACACUACAGACUGUGUAUACAACUCUCCAAGAACAGGCUGAUAUUGCUUCCAAAAGCAAAUCAUCUGGAAAUGCUGUCAGUAAGGAGCAAUCUGCUGAAAUUGCCAAAGAGAAGGGAAACCAAGCCUAUAAAGAUAAGCAGUGGCAAAAAGCCAUUGGAUUUUAUACAGAAGCUAUCAAACUCUGUGGUGACAAUGCAACAUAUUAUAGUAACAGGGCUCAAGCGUAUCUAGGACUUGGAAGUUAUCUUCAAGCUGUGGAGGAUUGUACAAAAGCAAUUAGUCUUGACAAAAAGAAUGUGAAGGCCUAUUUUCGUAGAGGUACAGCUAGAGAGAUGCUAGGUUACUACAAGGAAGCAAUUGAUGAUUUUAAACAUGCCCUUGUACUUGAGCCAACCAACAAAAGGGCAGCUUCAGCUGCUGAAAGGUUGAGGAAGCUAUUCCAGUAGAUACAUAAUUGUUGCACGAGAUAUCCUAUAUAAUGGCUGCAAAAUGCUAUUCGUUGGUGCUGGUGACCUAUACACACUCAGACGAUUAAUGAGUUUCUAGUUACAAUAAUUACUUACGUAAGAGUAAUCCGACAUGUGAUUUCUGCAGAAUGAUAAUGAUUCUUUUGUACUUGGAGGCAAUGGCAAUUUUUAGACGUGGGAAGCAUGUAUUGUACCAACCUUUCUUCAGGUUUUCUGUGACAAAAGUUAAUUGUUAUUGCCAGAAUGAGUCCCAAUUUUGCUUGAGGUAAAUAUAUUCGGAUUGUAAUGUCAGUCAAGUGAGGCGGUUCUUUAUGACUAUAGCUCGGUAUUCAACUGUUUUUCUUUUAAAGUAGAUUGUACUUCACAGUUUUAUAAUUUGUGCCUAGUGGAAGUACUUCAUUUGUUAGUGCUUAAAGUCAAGUGAGGCGCAUGCUCAUGACUUUAGCUGUGCAUUUUUCUUAAAAAUAGAUCGUAUUUCACUGCCCUUUUA
Molecule: messenger RNA, 2419 nt
Organism: Glycine soja
Lineage: Eukaryota; Viridiplantae; Streptophyta; Magnoliopsida; Fabales; Fabaceae
Product: translocon at the outer membrane of chloroplasts 64-like
Exons: 13
Coding region: 133-1908 (591 amino acids)
Molecular function (GO): protein binding
Source: RefSeq, a predicted model, not a curated record